Megachile rotundata (alfalfa leafcutting bee) is the source of this 5339-nucleotide messenger RNA. Its product is annotated as low-density lipoprotein receptor. The record is from RefSeq and is a predicted model, not a curated record. Gene Ontology annotation, cellular component: apical plasma membrane; signaling receptor complex; plasma membrane. Gene Ontology annotation, biological process: receptor-mediated endocytosis. Lineage: Eukaryota; Metazoa; Arthropoda; Insecta; Hymenoptera; Megachilidae. Gene Ontology annotation, molecular function: protein binding; hormone binding; calcium ion binding.
UUUAUAGGUAACAAAAAAUUUUCUAGAGAAUUUAGUGUCGAUGGUGUUAGUCACAUAGACUUUUACGGUACUCGUCAUAUCGCGGAAAUCAAAAAACACGCGGAGGGGAUAUAGUUUACCUAAAUAUAUAAAUAUCAUUUGAUAUGAAAAAAAAUUAAAUAAUUUAUGGUUAACAAUUUAAUUAACUAAAGGUCAAUAACAUGUGCAAACGCUUUAUAGUAUUUGUGGGGUAAACCGGAAUAUAAAAAGUAUUGAGAUGUUACUCUUUAAGGUGUCAUUCUUCGGGGAAAGCAAAAAGAGGAAUUUCAUUGGAUGAGAUAUUUUUCACCUGUGUUUAUUAAAGACAAUAUAUUAAGCUGGGUCACGAUAUACAGUUAAAGAAGCAGGUUACGAGUACGCAUAUAACGUAACUUUAUCAACGAUAGAAAAGAAGGGGAGAAGAAUAGUAGAAAAGGCGACGAACCAGAGGGAGUAGUUGCGCGCGCAGGUGGCGCGAUACCGGUGCGUCAGAAUCAGUGGUCAUCGGUGUUUCGCCCGGGAGAGGGAAAGGAAAAAGAGAGAAAGGUAGAACGAUUCUGUGCAGUGUGAAGAGAAAUAGAACAGCUGCGCGAGAGAGUAAGAAAGGUACAACAAAUUCAUAUCAGCGAAUGAAAAAGAUAGAAGAAGAAAAGAGGGAGCAAAGGGGAUAUACAGGGAGACACACACGAAAGUGCUUGCACACGGGGCGGGCCUGUCAGUCUCAACCACUUCGUGGAGUGUACUUUUUGUUCUGCCCUCGAGCACGCAGCUACUCUUAAUUGUUGGCUAUUUGCGUGUACACGAUUGAGAAUUUGUGACUCGCCCGAUGCAGAUUAAAGACCGUUGGACCGCGUGGUCUUGCCAAUUCUUUGCUGGUAAUCAUUUCAGUACACCGUGAGUGAGGAUUGUUGUUGUUGUUGAUCGAUCUCCCGGUUUGCCGGCUGUCAAAGUCAGUCGGGAGAAAGAAAAAUCGUGAGAGAAACAAUCGAGGGAUACUUUUGAAAUUCCUUGGUGUCAGUGGUAGUGUUGAAAGGAAGUGGUGGAAGAAAGGAAAAAGACAGGUGUGCGACCAAAGAGGGUUGUCAUGGGGCGAAGCUGUCUUCUGGUACUUUUGCCGCUGUACUUGCUGACUAUAUUCGACUUCCUCGUAGCGGCUAAUGCUUCCUCUAUUGACAGCAUGCCUUGUUCUUUAAGGCAAUUUCGAUGUGCGAACGGAGUAUGUAUACCGUAUUCGUGGGUCUGCGACUUAACGGACGACUGCCGAGACAAUUCCGAUGAAACCACCAAGGAAUGUAAAGGUUCACAGAAGUGCACCGAUUCGGAGUUCAAGUGCUCCAACGGCAGGUGCAUACCGGGAACAUGGCACUGCGAUGGCGACAAAGACUGCCAUGAUGGGUCGGACGAAGAUCCAGCCCUUUGCAGGACGAAGAACUGCACGGCGGAACAGUUCACGUGUCACUCGGGGAACGGCGAGUGCGUCGCACUUACAUGGAUGUGCGACGACAAUACAGACUGUUCGGACGGUUCAGACGAGGCUGAGUGCAACGACACCUGUCGAUCCGACGAAUUCACGUGCGCAAACAAGCAUUGCAUUCAGCAAUCAUGGGUGUGCGAUAACGACGACGACUGCGGGGAUGGCAGCGACGAGAAGGACUGCAAACCAGUCACCUGUCGUCCUGGAACCGAAUUCGCCUGUUUGCAAAAUUAUUGCAUAACGUACCGUUGGAGGUGCGACGGUGAUUUUGAUUGUCCUGAUCAUUCCGACGAAAUCGGAUGCAAGGAAUACGUGAACGGUGACCGUGUCAGUCAUUGCCACAAAAAAGAGUUCGACUGCGACGACGAUGUCACUUGUAUUCACCAAAAUUGGGUUUGCGAUGGUGACAAGGACUGUCCAAACGGAGCGGAUGAAUCGCCACAGCGGUGCCACAAUGUGACAUGCAGACCUGAUCAGUUCCAAUGCGAGGAUCAUCAUAAUUGCAUAUCAGGACAUUUGUACUGCAACGGGAAAGCAGAAUGCGCGGACGGCAGCGACGAGAAAAAUUGCACGAGCAAAGCGGUGACUUGCGAUCCGUUGACUCAAUUCGAGUGCAGCGAAGGUUCGUGUAUCCCGAUUUAUAACGUGUGCAACAAAAAUCGGGAUUGCAUCGGUUGGGAGGACGAAAGUACGGAGCUUUGUGGUGUAAACGAGUGCUUGAAAAACAACGGCGGAUGUUCGCAAAUUUGCGUCGAUUUACCUAUUGGUUUCCGGUGUAACUGCAGCGCGGGAUACAGGCUAAUAGAUAACCGAACCUGCGAUGACAUAGACGAAUGUCUAAUACCAGGUAGCUGUUCCCAAUUUUGCUUGAAUGAAAAGGGUGGAUUCAAGUGUAGCUGCGCCACGGGUUACUUGAAAGACCCCAGAGAUCAUACUCGUUGCAAAGCAGCCGAAGGUCACGCUAGUUUGCUCUUCACCAGAAGACACGACAUCAGAAAAGUAGCUUUGGACCGUUUGGAGAUGACCGACAUAGUCAAGAACACGAAAAUGGCUACUGCUCUGGAUUUCGUUUUUCGCACUGGUAUGAUCUUUUGGAGCGACAUUAACGAGAAGAAGAUCUAUAAAGCUCCAAUAGAUGAAGGCAAUGAACGCACGGUCGUUAUUGAUGAUGGUUUAACCACGUCAGAUGGACUUGCAGUUGAUUGGAUAUACAGUCACAUUUACUGGACCGAUUCUAGAAAGAGUACCAUAGAACUGGCUAACUUUGAGGGAAAUAUGAGGAAGACUCUUAUACGAGAUCGCAUACAGGAACCUAGAGCUAUAGCUUUGAAUCCGUUGGAAGGUUGGAUGUUUUGGACCGACUGGAGCGACGAGGCUCGUAUCGAAAAAGCUGGCAUGGACGGUUCUCAUAGAAUGGUUAUAGUUGAUAAUGAUGUGAAAUGGCCAAACGGAUUGACUCUGGAUUUAAUAGGCAGGAAGGUGUAUUGGGUAGACGCGAAACUGAAUAUAAUUGGAUCCUGUAAUUACGACGGUUCUGGUAGACGAACGGUUCUUUAUUCACCAGUAGUAUUAAGGCAUCCAUUCAGUAUUACAACGUUCGAGGAUUACGUGUACUGGACCGAUUGGGACAAGGAAACGAUAUUUAAAGCAAAUAAAUUCACUGGCAAAUCCGUCGAACCCGUCACGUCACUCCGAACUCUUCAGCAUCCGAUGGUCGUUCACGUGUAUCAUCCGUAUAGGCAACCAGAUGGAAUGAAUCAAUGUCAAGCAGUAAAUGGUCACUGCAGUCAUUUGUGCUUACCAGCACCCAGGAUUAAUUCGAAAUCACCUCUUCUUAGUUGUGCUUGUCCAGACGGUCUAAGAUUAUUGCCUGAUGGUUUAAUGUGUGUAGAAAAAGUUAGUACAACUGUAGCACCUACAACACAAGAAAGUAGUAAACCAUUCAAGAGACUAGAACCACUCAACGUUACUACGACAACUAUUCAUCCAGCACAUUCAACGGAUGGAGAUGGAAAAGACAGCCUUGCAAGCAAAUCAACAGGUCCUGGUUUGGUUGCUGGUAUAGUGAUAGGCGUGGCAUCCUUGGGAUUGUUACUCCUCGCUUUAGUAGCAAUAUUAUGCUAUAGGCAUUAUCUUCAUCGUAAUGUUACGAGCAUGAAUUUCGAUAAUCCUGUAUACAGGAAAACCACGGAAGAUCAAUUUAGUCUUGAAAAAAAUAGGUUUCCACUCCCCACUGCUACAGUUGGAGAAGAGGCUCAGGAACCUUUAACGAGUCCUGGAACUAACGAUUAUGUUUAAGACUCAAUCUGUCAAUGAAACGGGCAAUGAAGCAGGCUAUUGAAGUAAUGUCGACCAAGUAACGAAAUGAUGUAUAAAAAGAUAUGAAGCCCAUACACGUCGAACAUAAACCUGUCCAAUAAUAUGCCUGCAUUUGCCCGCCUGCCUGCCAACUCAGCUGUGAUUAUGUUUACUUUUUUUUGUACCGUGUCUUUUUGUUUACAAAUUCAUGCAUCUCGUCAUACAACUAUAUUAUACGUAUGUGCAACAUUUAGAUUUGCUCCAAGGCAUAAAGGGAGAAAUAUCUAGGUGAACUAUAAUAUCGUUGCCAAAUAAGCGUUAAAGCGUCGGUUUUCGAGUAGUUUAUAAGAUACAAUUCCUAUUUUAUAAUGUUCUUUUUUUUUGUUUACGUUCGUAGCAUGUAAUAUAUAUAUAUAUAAAUAUAUAUAGUAGUAUUUAUCGUUCUACGUGGGGUCACGACACAAUCUAUGUUUAAUUCAUAUAUAUACAUACAUACAUACAUAUAUGUAUAUAUAUAUUAUAAAGAGAGAAUAUUUUUAUCUACACAUAAGGUCUUUAACUUGUUAUCGUUUCGCUAUUUAUUCUGUAAGAAAUAUAAUUUCUUUGAUUAUAAUCUUCAGUUAGAUAUUAAUUGCAUCAUCAAAAUCACAUGUAUAUAAUACACAAAUUCAAAAUAUAUCAUAGAAAUAAUUUUACAAUGAAUUAGUAAUGAUAUUGAAUUAUUUACGAACGUUAUACGAUCUUUUCGUGGAUUUGUUAAAUUAUUUAUAAUAACUGUUUUAAAUCGUACAUCAUAAAAUAUUUUAGAGUGCCAAAAUGAAAUGUUUCAGAGAUUUUCAAAUUUAUGAAUAGUCGUAGCAAUAGGAACUUGUUCCUAAAUGAUUAUGAAUUUUUUUUUUUAAUAAUCUUAUAGACUUAUGAAUAGCAAUAUUGGUAUUUAAUCCCAGUAAUAGCUCAAAAUCCAGUGACGUUGAAGCAUGUAAAUGUUUAACUCUUUUUUUGUACAUGAAAGUAAAUUUCUCCUUUUAUGUCAUUUAUAUGAUGCAUACAAGCAAUAUUUUCUUGCAUUGUUCACAGAAUAUUUUAAUAGCUAUCUACGGUUACAUAGGUGGCCCAUAUCAUAGCAAAAUCACUUGUCCCAUAGACAUUCUGUUAACGUUAUAAUUGUAAUGUAAUAGAUUCAAAACCGACUAGAUGUAAUAAGAUCAGCUCAAUGACACUAAGAGUGACUGUGUGUCUGUUAAAGUAAAACUGUUGUUUAGGUAUUUCAACCUAUUAAGAAAAUGAUCAGUGUAUAUGUAUAGAAAUACUGCCUCGAGUUUAAGAGUUUUACUUAUUAUAUAUACUUUAUGAUUAAUGAAAUUAAAUAAUUAAAUGUGAGACAGACAUUCUUCUAGAUAAGAUUAUUAAGAAAUGAUAAUAUUAGGACAAGCUAGAUGCCGUGUAUAUUAAUAAGUAGCAAAAUAUAUACUUACAGAUUUUAAUUUAGAUAACUUCGGUUUCUAAGGUAAUAAAAAUAAAUAGUUUGUAUAGAGAUUACUUUUCAUUU